Molecule: messenger RNA, 1097 nt
Organism: Aphanomyces invadans
Lineage: Eukaryota; Oomycota; Saprolegniomycetes; Saprolegniales; Verrucalvaceae
Exons: 1
Coding region: 122-445 (107 amino acids)
Source: RefSeq, a predicted model, not a curated record
CAUCCGGAUAAUAACAUUCGAUAUCCAAACCAGCUGAGGAAACUACACGACGACGGUGAGCUCUGGGUUACAGUCUUGAAGCUGCCGUUGCGUAUUGCCGGGCGCUUUCGGCUUGGAGACAAUGGGCAUCGUCGUGACGGCCUUCACACGAAAGCAUUUCACGUACACGACAAUGGCAAAGAUACCAAGUAACACGAGGACUAUGGCCAGGACGGCUGAGAUGACGGCACUGUUCGCCAUGGUCUUGCCCAACACAUGCUGCCCCAUGUCUAUCGAGAACGACUGCAGCGCAGCGGUCAGGGACGUCAAGUUUACAUCCAUAUUGGGCCAUGAAAUCGACAUGUCAGUGAUGGCAUCGGCGGGGGAAGCAACAGUCACGUCAGCAUUGUGGCUGUCCCCGUUAGUGGAAGGUGGCCAAAGCAAGGUGGCACAGCUGGUUAAGUAAGCAUUGUCUUCGUUCUUGUCCAGGCGACACAACCGACACGAAGUGAAUGGAAUGCAGCCCACUAAUGUGGAAGUACCCGCGUCGUUGCACCGACGAUCCAAGAUUCCCACGGUGCCUUUAAGGGUCACGACCGCGGAUGGGAGACAAGUGUUCAAAUCGCACGGGUGAUAGUCCAGUCCACUGGAGGCAUUCACGAGGCAGCGUCGACAGGCUACUCCAGUCGACAAGCAACCCUUGCCUCCAUAAACAGGGCAUUGCGAAUCGUAAAUGGCAGAAAUACCCGUGGAUGGUUCCUCUGGGUACAAGUACGACGGGCAAUUGACCUGAGAUGUCGGCGCUACGACGGGGUACACGCUGGCAGGACAAGGGUUGAAUGUGGAUGAAAUUUCUGUGUCGAACAGCUUGCACUUGCGGCAAUACGUCUGCGGCACGCAGUUCGUGGCAUCUCGUUCACAUGUCUGGUCCGAGAACACGGACACGCCGUUGGACACAUCCGUUGACGGUAUCAACUGAAGGGCAACACACACUUGUACUCCGCUUGACGUAGUUGACGAAAUUCCGACGUCUGAGCCAGACUGCACAAGGAUGGCGGUAGCUGUUGACAUGACGAAAGCGAUGGCCGCGUAGUGAAGCACCAAGAAUCUCAUCCGAG